Oppia nitens is the source of this 588-nucleotide messenger RNA. It is a transcript of the gene mRpL23, whose product is annotated as 39S ribosomal protein L23, mitochondrial-like. The transcript has 4 exons. Gene Ontology annotation, cellular component: mitochondrial large ribosomal subunit; ribosome. Gene Ontology annotation, molecular function: structural constituent of ribosome. The record is from RefSeq and is a predicted model, not a curated record. Lineage: Eukaryota; Metazoa; Arthropoda; Arachnida; Sarcoptiformes; Oppiidae. Gene Ontology annotation, biological process: mitochondrial translation. The coding region runs from base 118 to 588 and encodes 156 amino acids.
AUGUCUACAGUUGUAUACUAUUUGUAUAAAUAUUUAUUUGAUUACAUUAUUAAUCACAUGUAUUGACACUAAUCGCCAUAAUAUUAGACAUUCAUUAAAAGCUGUCAAUUGGUGUCAAUGUCUUCUCGAUGGUAUCCGCGAUAUGUUUUGGGUAAUCCUCAGUUACGCGUCUUUUUGCCCGACUUUUGGAUGAUAUUAAAGAAACCUCUGGAUCCGUUACCUGCAAAUCAGGUGCAAUUCAAGAUACCUGUCUUUAUGACCAAAUGGGAUGUUAAGAACUAUUUGGAGAAAAUCUAUAAAAUACCGGUUAUUGAUGUUCGGACUCAUGUCAUGUGUGGUGACAUCAAGAAAGCUAAGACAACUCAGAAACCAUAUCUUAUUAAAGAAGAUGAUUAUAAGUUAGCGACUGUUGAUUUGCCAAAGGAUAUGAUAUUUAAAUUUCCCGAACUCUUCCCGAAAGAGAAAAUAAAUGAAACGAAGAAAGAUAUGACGGACGCCGAGAAAGAGGUUGAAUUCGGGAAAUUACGUGAAAAGAGAAAAAGAUAUAAUAAUAAAAGAGAUAACGUUCCCGAUUGGUUCGGCAUUUAA